GGUGCUGCUCCGAGCAGCGAUGAUCCUAGCAGCGAUCGCGCUGACGCCGGUCGCGUUCCAGCCGAGGCUCGCGUCGAGGAGUGCGCGGUCGCUGGCACCGUGCAUCUCCUGCUGCGAUUCGCCGCCAACCACGCCGCCGCGCGAGCGCUCGACCGAGGUGGACGCACGAGGCUUUGUCGUGCCACAGGUGGGCGACGUAGUCAAGAUGCCCUCCAAGUGGCCUGGCGAGUGGGAGGUCGCGCAGGUUGACUUCGUCCAGGCGGUUGGCUCGCGCUCCACCGUCGAGGUGGACCUGCUGCCGCUCAAGAGCAUCGGCGACGGUCUCUACCGCCUGUCCGGCCGCAAGCCGGCGGCGGUGCGGGCAGACAUCGCAAAGCUCGGCCGGCUCGACUCGGAGUACGUCCGAGAGGUGGACGGCUACCGAGUCGACGAGAGGCAGCUGCAGCCCAUCGUGCCGCGCCCUGCCCCGAAUGAGGCGACCACGCAGCUCGGCCUCGAGGAGUACGCGAAGCUAAAGGCGGAAAUCCUCAUAGAGGCGGCGCUCGUCGGCGCCGCGGGCGCCGCGGUGUGCUACGCCGCCCUCGGCUCAGACGGCGCAGCUGCCUUUGGGCUCGGAUCUCUUGCCGGCUGCACCUACCUCGCCCUCCUCUCCACCGAGAUCGACAUGGUCGGGCCGAGCGGCGAACCGCCUCCAAAGGCGCUGCAGAUCGCAGCAAGCGGGCGGCUCCUUCUCCCCGUCGCGCUGAUGGUCGGCCUGACGGCGGCGCGCGGCGGCGGGAGCGCGACGGCCCUCUCGCUCCUCCCGCGCGAGACUUUCUUCGCCGCCGCAGCCGGCUUCCUCUCGUACAAGGCGCCGCUGCUCGCAAAGCAAGUCGCGCGCGGGCUGCAGGACCUCUCAGAGGCGGGCAAGGAGAAGGCGGAGGCGGCCGCCGCCGACGCGAGCAGCGGCGGGUCUGAGCCUCUCGCGCCGCAGCAGCUGGUGCUCGCCGGCCCGUCCGGCGUCGGCAAGUCGACUCUCGUCGCCGCGCUGCUGCAGGCGCGCGAGGCGAGGCGGCGGAGCCUGGCCGCUUCGGUUUCUCCGUCUCGCGAGGUGGAGGGCGAGGACUACCGGUUCGUGUCGACGAGCGAGUUCGACGCGAUGGUGGAGCGCGGCGAGUUCAUCGAAUGGGCGACCAUCGGCGGCCACCGGUACGGCACGACGGUCGCGUCGGUGCAGGCGCUCGCAGCCGAGGGCAAGGUUUGCGUGCUCGACGUCGACGCGAUCGCCGCUCGCUCCGACUUGCGGCCAUAUUGCGUGUGGGUCGCGCCGCCUUCGUUUGGCGCGCUGCGAGAGCGUCUGACGGAGCGCGGCACCGAGUCGGAGGAGGAGAUUUCGCGGCGAGUGUUGCGCGCCAGGGAGGAGAUCGAGUUCUCCCUCACGACGCGCUGCUUCGACAAGGUGAUCGUCAACGACGAUUUCGACGCCGCGAGCCGAGAGCUGCGCGAAGCCGUCCUUGAGGCUCUCGCACCGUCGGCUUGA
Molecule: messenger RNA, 1519 nt
Organism: Emiliania huxleyi CCMP1516
Lineage: Eukaryota; Haptophyta; Isochrysidales; Noelaerhabdaceae
Exons: 17
Coding region: 20-1519 (499 amino acids)
Cellular component (GO): cytosol
Molecular function (GO): GMP kinase activity
Source: RefSeq, a predicted model, not a curated record